This is a messenger RNA of Heterotrigona itama, 641 nucleotides long. The record is from the annotation of a GenBank genome assembly. Lineage: Eukaryota; Metazoa; Arthropoda; Insecta; Hymenoptera; Apidae.
UUUUAAAAAUGGCCGUAUCCUCAGAAAGUGUAAUGAAUCCUGGCCUCAAUGACCCUGUAACCAAAGCGGUGGUAGAUAAUAUAAUGGGAAACUUGCCUACGAAGAAACCCCUUGUUCGCUGUGAUGAUUGUGAUCUCUCGUUUACCAGCCAAACAGUAUUAGAUACACAUUUACAAGGAGCACGACAUGCCAAACAGAUUAGAUCCAAAAAUAUAAUGGCAUCUCUUGAAGAAACCAAAGUAGCAUUUACAAAAGAUGAAGAAACAAAUGGAUUGAAAUGCAAUGUGUGUAAUGUGUGUCUAAACUCAAUACAACAACUUCAAACACAUUUAAAUGGUGGGUGGGCUGACAAAGAUGUUGGCAGUUCAGUGGCAUCGACAACUAUAAAUAUCCAGGAAAACUCUGUAUCUAAAGGUGUAUCACUUUCAUGCAGCAUGUGCAACAAAAUCUUCAAUUCUUUGACGCAGUACAAUGUGCAUAUAACAUCGAAAAAACAUACCAGUAAAUUAAAACAAGCUGGAACUCAGAAAAAGAAAAGAUUUUUCCCAUAUUGGAAAAAGCCUAAAACUGGCGUAAAUCCUAGGAAUCUUGUUCAAUCGCUAUCAAAUAAUUUUGUACCAGGAGGUUUCACAAAUCAGACG